AUUAGUCAGUCCUAGACCCCUAUCAACUGAGCGAGAACAUGAGCUAGCAAAAACAAUAGUAAACAAUAUUCCUUUAGAAUGGUUCGUUCGUCGAGUUAAACUCCUUACGCCAAUGAACGCUAUGCCGAAUAAAUCGAUAGAGGUAACCUCUCCACUCAUCAUUUCUUUAUCUGGCUUUCAGGGAAAAACCUGUUUGUUUUACGACGUGUAAAAACCACAGAAUUAUUUCAGACGAAAGCUGGGGGAGUUCUAAUAAUUUAUCUGUGUUUUGGAGCCGUCCUACUAGUGCGUAAGUUCUUUUUGUUUGAUUUUUAUGUCCACAGAAACCGGAAAAACGGCUCUCCGAGGAGCAAGUUGCUGGUAAGUUCUAGAAGUAGCUGUGGUCACUGUUUUGUUGUUGAUUCUGAGGAUUUUGGUCACCAGCAACAUUUUCCUUAGCAUAUUAAUCGACAAUGAAUGUUGUCAUAGUCGGAGCUGUGGUUCUUUGUCUCGGACGGAUGAAACGAAACGGUAUUGCGAAUGGAAACUAAACUUUGUGAUGCUAAUCGUGUUUUUGGUAAGCACGUAACAACCUGAAGUUAAGAAUGAACCACGGUAACGCGCGCUUAAUAGGUGAUGGAAUAAACUUUUCAUUUGCCGUCAAAGCCAUGCAGCAAAGCUUUUCUACUCUUUGUCAUGAAGAAACGAGAUCUUUAUUUAUUUUCAAGCGAUAAAAGAGGUAAAGAUGACAGUAGUAGGUGGUUAUGUUCGGCGGCAUUUCUUUAAUAGGGAAUGCGCUCAAAUACAAAACAAGGUAUUUAGAUAGCAAAUUCUCGAAGUACUUCAGUGCGUAGAAACUGGAUUGUAUGCAAAAUAUCUCGAGUUUGAUGUUUAUAGAAACAAUAUAUACUACACCUGCCGCCAGCUUUUAUCAUGUGAGGUGCUCUCGUACAGCACAUGAUCCGUGGACACAAUCUUAAUUAUUCAGAACGCCAGCUUUACAAACUCUAAAAAUAGAAUCGAUUUGUGGCUCAGUUUUACCCCGCUAUCUUCUACGGAACAAGAAGACCUUACAGUUAACCACUGGUGGUUAAAGCUGUGUUUCAAAAUUAAAAUAGAAAUAUAAAUUAACUUGGUAAAUCAUGAUAUGUUGUAAACAAAAGAAUUAACACGCGGGAUCUAGUUCAGUGCGAAAAUAAAUUACAAGCGAUUGAUAUGAUAAAGCGUUCACUGUGCAUGAUUUCUUAGCGCUGAUCCUUCGCACAAUAGUAGUAAUUCAAUACAGGGUGGCAUGGGAUAUAAUGUAAUUUGUCGUGGAAACGUAGGGGAGCUUAUUCGUGCCAAAAAUAAACCGAGGUUUCGUCUUAUUAUCUUUACCGUUCCACUCUCUGUACCCACUUUUACAUUCAACCAAUGCGUUCGUCUGGAUUGUAGUGGUACAUGGAAACUGCAAUAAAAGUUUCCAAGAGAUAGAUUAGCUUAAAACUAUGACCGAAGGAUGUGUUUAAAACUAGUGAGUGUCCUCCUGAAAUAUGGGACGAAAAUGUUUCUCUUAUUCUGAAAAUAUAACAAGAUUGUUUUGAGGCUUGAUGCUAUCUUGGUGCGAUGUUAUUAUUUUGUUAAAAAAUUUACAACGUCAUUAUACCUAUAGCUUUUCACAAAACUACCUGCGGAUUUUACUAUUCAUCAUUCAUGUUAUUUUAUUUUACCUUCAAAAGUCACACGAAAGGUUUGAUGUGGGUAAGAGCAAAAGUUUCUGAAUACACUGGAACAAAUAAUACAAAACAAGGAAUCUCGAGUGUAAUCCUAAAUUUCAUUUCUUGCCAAAGAACCAAAAUAAUAAAAUUUUGUUUUCAGGUAAAAAAAAAAUAAUUUCUUAGCGCCAUCGAAUAGAUUGGCUUUAUCAAAAUAAACAUGUAGAACAAUUAAUGAGUUCUCUUACUUCUUAUCCGUUCUUUUCGUUAGUCUUCAUACAAGGAAUACAAGCUGUUGGGAUUGGGGGUGAUUCUACCUCCCCUUUUAGUUGUCUCUGUCAAAACUACACAACACUUUAUAUACCAUAGAAAACAUUUUGACUCACUUAAGGCUAAAUUGUCUGCGAACAGACGAAGGAAUUAAAAGACAAGUGACCAACAGGGAUCGUUGUGGUCUAAACAUUCAUUUAAUUAUAAAGUCAAACUUUUUCGUAGCACCUUGAACUAGAAUAGGAGCCAGUAGUCAACAUUACUCCAAAUAAUAAAUUAGUAAAUAUGCGCAAAUUUACUCGAGCCUGAACACGGGCAUGCAGCCUUAGAUUCACAUGGCGUUCAAUACGGGACAUAACCUUACCUUUGUCAAACGAUAAAACAGGAAAAACUGCGAUCAACUCUUUCAACCCAUCUUUCCCAGUUACUGUGCACUGACUCUUUAUGGACAAUUUACUAAGGAGAAGACAUGUUCCCGCCUAUACACGCCUUCGCUUCACAGCCUGAAUGGGCAAGAUUUGGUAACUUCAGUUGUCCUGCCGAUAAACAGCAAGAUAUCAUGAAUAAUUACUGAGUUCCUCUUAUUAAGUGAGAUGUCAGUUAUCAACCGUAACAAGUGCGGGUUUUACGCCACAUUUGCGUUUUGUUUUGAAGCGAAUGACCUAUGCGAUGACCUUUGCAAUGUUGUCACAACAGUAUGUAAAACUAUAAUUAUACCUUAGUUUUUCUGUAUUUCCUUGUUCCAGUUUAGUCCUGAACUGUUCAACCAUUUUGAUGCUGAAUGUAAGAGAAUUAGUCGUAGAAUGUAAAUGACUGCUCAUGGCAAACAAACACCUGAAUAAUCAUGUUGUUUUACACCAAGGAAACACAUCGAGGAUUCACUAUUUCUUUUUUCCGAUUAAAUUAGGACACUUCUAGACGUAUAUUGCAUUAAAAAGACGUGCUUGCCUUGAACACUUUUAUUGAAAAGCCCCUUGUUAUUACUUUGCCCACAUAAUGUAAAAUGGGCGUACGUUCUAGUUAUCACGCCGCGAACCAACAAAACUUCCAAACAAUCCAACGUGAUUUAUUUACCGCAGGUUUAUGUCACUUGAGCAUAAGAAGCUACUGAAUUUUUAACGAAAUUUGGAGGGUGUUGAGUUAUUUUGAUUUAAGGCUUUUGAUGAAAGGUAAGCAUGCCAUAACACUUCGCGUAUCCAAGGAAUUCUGAGGAAGGGACGAAAAUGAGUAAACAGUCCUCUAAGGCUAACUAUGAAGGAGCAAAUCCACCCCAAAUUGCUGGUAAGGUUUACAGGCUUGUUGCUCUGUUUAACAAUUUGCGAUCAAGGUUUUAUUCCAUCGAAGAUUAAUGGAGUCAUUCACUUAGUCAUGUUCAAAGCCGAAGAUUAAGCCCAGUUGUACUGAACUUUCGAACAAUUUGUUUGCAAUACAACAAAGACAAGAGGAAAAAAACUUAGAAACAGAGAAACUUGAAAUGUUCAUAGAGUUCAUGACUCAAUUUGGUGGGAGGCAGAGACAAAAAUGUACUUCACGUUUGAGUCUGCCGUUUCUACAAGUCCGAUUGUUUUUUCUAAGAUAUCUUUUUUCUAAUGGCUGUGAUGAAUCGCUGAUGAAUUGAUUAACAAAUGCCGUCUGUCAAUGAUUUAAAUAUGUCUGCCAUCUUGUCCUUAUCACAAAGUAAAGAUCAUUGGAAGUUAAACGAACGGCUACAGCUAGUUUCUAACGAAAAUGUAUCUUACAGAACCAGAAUUCGAAUCGCUGGACUUGCUAUUUACUCAAAGCUCCCCAUUUCAAACUUUUGUCUUUCAGCUGCUACCAUUUUUUAAAAAUAUAUAUAUCUACGUCUAUCGAUACCCUGGUGCAAGAAUUUCUAGAUGAGACAGUCAAUGAAUUAAAUUAACUACUGCAAAAUCGCUGAGGGUUUACACCCCUCGUUGUUAUGGCCCAGCGCGGGAUCUGGAUCCGAAUUUUUGUGCCUUAAUGCUUCUCAAUCGAGUUUAUGGUGCUUUUGAGCACUAAUUUUUUUAAAGUCCAUCAUAUACUCUAGUUCUACAAUCGUGAUAACUUUGACUGCGCAGUAUUUUUUGAACCCAGGUGUAAUUGUUGAUUGUAUGUUUUGAUCGUACGCGUGAAAAAAGACUCACUUGUCACAACCGACCCAUAUUGCCCGAGUCCCACAGCCAAUAAUAUCACGGAAAAACUAACCUAUCAGAUUUCACGAACCAGACUUGCAACUGCCGACUGACGAACAACUCCUCACUUGAAAAGGAUGAUGACUUCCGUUCAGAUUGUCAAGUCAGUAGUCGUUGAUACUGACAGCAGUUCUUUUCAACUUUAUCCUCAUUAGAACGAUCAGAUUAGACCAUAGAAUUUCUCUAUAAACGCUAAAACGUUUUCUUUUGAGCACUGACAACGAAGUAAAGAACAUGACAACUGUCAGGGCACCCUUAACACUCACUUAUUUGAAGGAAAACCUAAAUGAACAUACCAACAUGGCUCAAACGCACAAAUGCUAUUUUCCGUAGAACUCCGAGAGGCGUUUUCCUUAUUCGACAAAGAUGGCGGUGGAUCAAUUUCAUCGUCUGAACUGGCGGCUGUCAUGAGAUCCCUGGGACAAAAUCCAACUGAAGACGAGCUCAAAGAAAUGAUCGCUGAUGUAGAUGAAGACGGUUUGUGUUUUUCUAUUAUCUUGUAUUACGUUAAAAGAAAAUUGCUCACUGAGCUACGAGAACAGAUGCUUUAGUCACAAAGCGAAUUGGGCCCCAUGUCUUCGCUGUCACUUUAUGAUAGAUAGUCAGUGAGACUCUGAGUCGAUCUUUAAGUUAGGAGCCAGUCAAAUAAAGAUGAAUACCGACGACGAAUCGGGAAUUCUCGGGUGGAUCUGACGAUAAUGGCAUGAAGAUUGAGGCAAUGUGGCCGAAUGGUAUGAGCGCUUGGCUUGUCUCUGGUGGUCCCCGGUUCGAGCUUUGCACUCUGCUACUUACUGGAUUUCUUCCCGGUCAUACCGAAAUCAAUCUUUGGCUGCCCUUUGUAUAUGUGUAACCAACUGGUCUAUCUCCUACCAUUUGGAGUUUUUUAACACUUCGUUUAUGCAGAAUGUUUCAGUUGGUUCUUACUGGCCCUGAAAAUUCCCUUUGGGGAGGUGGUCAAUUAAGUAUACGUAUAGAGGACCGCUACGAAAUAUAAAAAAAUUGUUUCGGAAUUUAUCAGGUUAAAAGGUUCUGCACUUUGCAAUCUAUCCAAUGCCAUCUUAUUGUUGCUAUAUUCGUUGAUAGGAAAUGGUGAGAUAGACUUUGAAGAGUUUCUUCAAAUGAUGUCCAAAAAAAUUACAACAUGUGAUACAGAGGAGGAAAUCAGAGACGCUUUCAGGGUGUUUGACAAAGAUGGAAACGGUCUGAUUAGUUCGCAUGAGUUACGACAAAUUAUGAUGAAUCUGGGGGAGAAACUAACAGAUGAAGAACUGGAUGAAAUGAUGAGAGAGGCAGAUCUUAAUGGUGAUGGACAAAUUGAUUACGAAGGUAAAUGUUAUACUUAUCAUUGUUUGUGAAUAAAUCAACAUUAACUCGCACUUAUAGAGUUCUCUUUGAAUGAGUGUCCUUGAACUAAAACUAAAAAAAUCACAACAGCUAACCGGUGUAGCAAGGAAAAUAUCGCCAGGGACUAACGAGAACUCGAAGGAAAAACAGGCAAACUGACUGAAGCGCGGGAAAACGCGAGUGCCCAAGUCAGGUUGGCUUCAGUUUUGAAUCUGAUUGGUUAAGAAAGAAGCUCGAGUUUUCUGGACGGAUCACAUAACCAAGAAAAGCAAAACGAAAACAAUCCCGGAUUGCUUUCGACCCUCGAUUAAAAAUUGCUCCAAACACCUGUUCUUUUGAAAAUAACUCAGAAGCUCCUUAUUAGAGUCUGCGCACAAAUUUUGAAUUUUCACUGUUCUUGUGUUAAGUUCUCUCAUUAACAUGGCAACGCGAGUGGGGUUUUUACUCAGAGGUUUGCUCAAACAGGAAGGGGCUCCUUCUUUCCUGAUGCUUGAAUGACGAAACUAAGGCUUGCUACAGCGGGUCAUCGCUAAAAAGUUAACAUCAUCUCAUCAGCUAACGGUUUAGAAAACAUUUAUGUCCAUUUGGAAAAAAAAUUAUAUUCAGCGUAUCCAAUAAAUAUAAAUUUAUAUUUAUGUCCAGCAUAUCCAAACAAUAAGUUUUUUUCUUUUCUUCGACACGAACUGUAUCAUUGUUCUUCUUUUUUUCUUUGCAGAAUUCCGAUUUUUGAUGACAAAGUGACGAUGUUUUUGCCAUGUAAAAAGUGCUCGGGGGCUUAAAAGGCAGAGAGCUUUAAAGCUUGAUGGAAGCCACCGCAAUUGUCCAAAUUGAGUAUAAUCACAUCCCAUUACCUUUAUCAACAAAGGUUACAAGUUGAAAAUGCCGUCAAAGUAUCUAACUAUGAUUAAAAGGGAGGCGUUUUGCGGUGCAAAAAGGCAAACGAUUCAUCGAGAUCCACCGCCGGUAUGUUUUUAUGGCCUAUGUGCUUGACACCGCUGUGUUUUUUCACAGAGGAAGUUUGUACACUUCAUACAUUAUUCAAAUCUCACAUGGUCACAUGUUAUCAUAUGAUUAUUAUAGCUUGAAAUGAAUCACGAGAAGGAUUUUUCUUUUCACUUCAAAAUGAAGGUUAUAUCGCGCGAGCGAUUAUAUAAUUGACUUGCAAAGAUCGAGUUUAAAGUUUUAAAAGAAGCCUCAUUACAACUAAGAAUCAUUUCCCAGUUAUAUGUUAUAAGGAGAAAUAUAAAUAGUUAUUUGUCGCAAUUUACUGAGUCGUUUCUAUGCGUUAUUAGCCUAAUUUUGGAUAAAGUUUAAUUUGAUUGGGAAGGUUUUAUUCAUUCUAUUUAUUUUUAAUUUAUUGCGAUUCUGCUCGAUGCGAGCACAAAAAGACAAUUGCUUUAAUAAAAAAUUAAAGGCUUAGUCGAAUUCUGUAGCAUAUUUCUUGAAGAGGAGAUAACAUACGAAGCUUGAAAUUAAGAAAACAAUUUUCAGUGUUUUUUAGAUGCUUAAAGUUAAUUUUUUCUGAUUUUAUGAUGAGAAAUCUAACCUCUUGCCAUACAAUAAAUAUGCCACCAAAAAUUUCCACCGUUGAAUUAAUCACGGUUUACAUAGUUAUUGGUCUCUGAAAAUUAUUUCUUAAACAAUUUCUGUCAUUUAUUCAUGAGUACUGUUAAGAUUUUCAUUACAUUUUCAAAGAAAAGAGUACAAGUGAUUUUAGAUGGAGUUGGCAUAUCUUUGUACUAUAAGGGAGUUUUUUUACCAUCAGCCAUAUCAUAAAAUUAUAGAAGUUAAGUUAUUACUUUUGGUUGCGAUAAGCGAUCAGUGACAAGCAAGGGUUUGUAACCUGCAGCAAGUUAUGAACUGAGGUGAUCUUUCAAAUGGAGAUCAGCUUGUCGGUUUUACAUUUUUCCUCUGGCAUUUCUCAUGCACAGUUAACUCAAUAAUUGAAACAUCAAUAAAAUCUACAUGAAACUGGCUUUGUGAGUCAUUCUAUGCUGCAGAAGGCUGAAAACUUAUAGUUGCUGUCAAAUGAUGAAUUUACAGAUUUAGUUGAACUUCCACCACUCACCCCUCCCAUCCCCGCGCUCACCCUAAGUUCACUUAUGCACAUGCGCAUCAUACAGUAGGCCUUCUUCGCAGAAAUCUGCACUCUUGUCGGCCAGCAUGCAUCCUCUUAUCUCUCUGACAGUUGAGAGUCCCUAGGGUUUCUGAUGAGUUUCUCUCUAGGUUCUAGGUUUUCAUUUUGUGAGCGACGUUUGAAAUGAGACAAUUAAGAUGAGAGAGAAUGACUGUCUUUGUCUUUGAGCAAUGUUUCACGUUUGUGUUGCAAAUACCGGAGUAGUUUGUAUAGUUCAUUUCCCUUGUGACAAAACUCAGUGUUUGCUUGCGCCCUUGUGUAGUAUUAUGAUAUUGUAAACUUUGUGGCAACCCAGUUUAAAGGCAACGUUUACCUAAGUAAAGGUUUAUACGGAAAUCCGGUUUGUUGAUCUACGAAAGCGAAUCAAUCAAUCAAGGAUUGAAGAUGUCGGUAUAACACACACGUCAUUAAAGUUACAUGCUGAUCAGGCCUAAUUACGGCAAACUUUCAAAACAUUGCAAUUUGGUUCUAUCUGAGUCAAAGAUUGGUUUGCGGUGCAAUAAAAAAGAUAAACAUUUUGGUCCAAUUGCACAGGGAUGGUAAAUGGUAACUGUUGAUAUAAGUAAUACAAACAUUUUGACAGAUGAAAUGAAAUAACAGACAAAAUGUCCCUAAGCGGAAAGUUUCUCCCAAUUUUCCCUCAGGGAACUUUUUUAUGAACACGCAAUGUAUGUAAAUGAAAAAGAAUGCAAAGGAGGCAAUAGGAAACGUUCAGGGAAACACGCAUUUAGGGUAUUUUUCCCUCGCAAAGAAAACGCCACUACUCAUUGUGAAUACUCAAAAUAUCAGGGAAACUUUUUAAAGUCUGCGUAAUUACGCACACAACAAUCGUGUAAGAAAAAGUUGAUCGCAAGAUUUAUUUGACUAGGCAGGGAAGGAAAUGAAGGAUAACAGAUAAGCUGAAAUGGACAAGAUCGCUUGCUGUCAGCAGUGUUGAAACACUGAAGCAGAAAUGAACAAAUAUCCAUUUUCACGCCUGGGUCAAUUCUUAUAUUUUUCAUGUCAAGUUAUUUCUGACCAAAUAUGUUCACGGUUUAUUCAUAAAAUUGUUCUCCCAAAGGCAAAUAUUUGAUUAUUCUCCGCAGUUUAGGCCCUGACCUUAAUUUUUUACAAAAAUUGUCGUUAUAAUCAAGCUAAGAAACAAAUCAGUACGUUAAGGCCAGAUUAUUUUAAAAGCACUAAAGCAGUUCUGUGGCAUUAAUCCUCCACAAACACCAAUAUUUGAUAACAUACAAAACAGCCUGUAAUUAACUUCACAAGUCACAAUUAUAUAAUUCAAACGUGGUGUACGAGAAGUUCCUGACCAUCAUGUCUUGGCCGUUUAUCGAUAGCUUUACAGCAAACUACUGGUAGUCUUUACACUUCGCCUUGGGGUUUGAGUGAUACAAUUCAAAACGUUUUUCAACAAUAAUAAAUUUUAGCCAUUGACACCUCGUAAACGGCUAUGGCCAUCAUUCAUAUCAGCUAUUUCUGGACGAGUUUUUUUCUCCUUUUCCACAAAAGAAAUAGCAAUUAAUCAGCCGUUAUUACAUAGUCUCCAAGCUGGACAACAAGAUCUUUGGCUGUAGUACAGAGGAUCAUUAAUUCUCUAAAACAGACAAAAUAAAGAAAGAGAAGUUUCUUCAACAAGAUUCUGCUGUGUCUCAUAAUGAGAGGACCAACCUUGGUUUGGCUUUUCAUCCAAUCAGACCCAGGUAUUUUAAUUUGAGACAGGUGCUGGAGAGUGUCAUUAAAUUCCAAAUGGAAAUUAGCCCAAAGUGUUCGGCGAGCACACAAAACGUUCUGACGUCAGAGACAGCCAAACAUUAGAAAAUUUAUGCGAAUUUGUCCGUAUGUAUUGAUUGCUACGAUCUGUAGUUGUUUAUCAUUGGAAACAUCCGUCCACCGCAAACUGAGGUGUAUGAGCCGCCGAGUAGAAAGUUCCCUCGACGCGGAAAAACUUCAAAAUCAUGGUGAAUAUUCGUAACAAACGAUAAAUAACUUUUUUGGGGUUUUAGCACUGCGCUGAUUGCGGCUAGUCUGCAACUCGCUCGUUGAAAUGAAUACUCGCAUUGGGUUAUAAACUCAAAUGCAAGAUAGCGCGCGCAAGGCUCAGACAUAGAGGAUAAGUUGGGAUUUAUUCAUGCCUCUUCCAAGGCGUUUACUCGCUUUAGCUCGGUGUCCGAUGUUUUUAUUUUUUUUUUAGGUUGAACGCCAACUUACUGAAGAACAAAUUAAUGGUAAGACGUCGCUUAACUUUAAAAUAUCUAGAGAUGUUAUUUAUGUAUUUUGAUUGUAACACUACAAUGUUGCGCUGACCAGACGAGAGCGCUUGUAAUAAAGCUAAACUAUCUCUUCGUGCGCAGAGUUACGUGAGGCCUUCUCACUUUUCGACAAAGAUGGAAGUGGGACUAUUUCGAAUGAAGAGCUCGAAGUAGUAAUGAAGUCUCUUGGACAGAACCCAACUGAAGACGAACUCCAGGAAAUGAUUCGCGAAGUCGAUGUGGAUGGUAAAUUGCUUUUGUCUUAAAUGUCAGGUCACUUGAAAGUUUUGCUCCUCAGCCUAACUGUCAGCUGACGAAAAUCCUUCGAGAAUCUUCACAGAAACAAACAAAAAUCAUACUUACUGCAAAAAGUUGACGAAUUUCGUAGGAUAAACCAGAACAGUUUUUAAUCUGGUUUAUUUUAUCUGGAUUACAAAAACUUUAACAAGUUCGGUUUUGUGUAGAUUUUGCGCAAAUGUGUAAAGUGUUGCAGAAACGUGAGAAGGAAGAUUUUGUAUUUGUAAACGUUCUCUUCAAUAUAGAAUUAGAAGUGAAAUGUGAUAAAUCAAGCGGAGACUCCUUCACUUUUAACCAUUUUUGUUCCCUGUGGGAUUCCGUUCGGCCCCGCUGGAAAAAAGGAAAAAUUAAUCUACACUUAAUCACCAAACACGUCCUAACAAUAAUGUGAAUUUUCUGCAGCCGGCUGGCGAUUUUUUACGAGCUUCUUUCUCGAGUGGCAAAUUUUAUCUGCAAGGGCUUAAAAAUUUUAAGAUUAACCACUUUUCUUGUUUAAAAGUGAGAAAUAUUUCAAAUUUAAUGGAAAAUUAAUUUUUCUUAGAUUCCAUUAUUUUUCUGUCCACUUACAAGGAAAUCCAGAUUAACAUAAUGAAACCUUAUGCACGUAUUACUAUACACUUUCCAAUUUCCAAACGCUUUCACGAAAAUUGAUUUUGUUUUCUAAUGAGUGCAAGAAAGACAUGCAUUCCUCUUCCUUCAAAAUUUUAAUCACAGAUGGUUCCUCAAAAUCAAUUAAUUUCUUUAGUAGCUUUUCUUUUUCUGUUCUUUAGAGACUCGACUUCGGUUCAUUUUCUUCAUCGGUGCGUGAUUUUCAGGAAAGUUUUUACCGAAAAAAUAAACAUAGAACCGUGCCGAUAUACGAAUCUUUUUCAAGUAUUAGUGAAGCUUAUUUUCGAUUCGCGCAGAUUUGGAAAAAAAUUCCUAAUACAAUAUAUUACUAGUAAAAAAAAGGCUCACAUGAUAAAAAGCUGCAAAAGGAUAAGAUUUUUGCGAAAUGGAAAUAUUACAUGAUUUCAAUCGGAAGAAAUGACCAAGUUGUUUGCUUUGUAAUAUUUGGAAAUUUGAAUGUGUUUUUCUAUUCAUUUCUCUCCGGAUCAAACAACCAAACACAUUGGUGAUCUUUGGUAUGUAAAUUUUAGUGGACUUUUCUUCAAAUCUCAUAUUGCAUUUCAAUGAUAAACAAACAUUGAUUAGUUAUUUUCUGUCGCAAUGAAAUCCAACUGUCGAAUGGUGAGAUAAGGAGAGAUAAUGGUCAAUUCUUUGGCUGUUCUUUUUGGCGGAUCAAACAGUCUGGUACUGACUCUAAGUUUUCUCAGUUCGAACAUAGGUGUUAACAUUUUCAUUGUCUAAGACCAAUAUUAAUGGAGGUUCCUAAACAUGGUCUUCGCCUUACAGGGCCAUGAGUACACGCUAUAUAAAGCAAUGGCGCCUGGGACGUAGAGAUAGUUUGCACAUUCAAAAUACAUUCCUUGGAAUGAUUGAGCUUUUUAGCCACCGCUGCACAUUGAGCCUGUUCUCAUCGGUGAUUUAGCGGAGACGAGUUUUGGCAUUCUAUGGUAACUGAAAGGGGAAGUCAGGUUGAGACGAAUAUCAUGAAAAAUCUGGAAUAUCUUCACGCUUCAUCUGGACUCGAUCAGGAAGUCACGUUUCAGACUUAUUUGAUUUAAUCAGCACAGAAACGUGUCUUGUUUAGUGUGAAGAAGGCUAUGUAAUCGUUGAUCGAUUUCAACUUACGUCAAGAGCUGAGGCACAUUUUCUUUUGGAGCAAACAAAAAAGGCAAUUUAAUGAAAAAGAAGCGCAUGUAAAGCGAACGCCAAAGUGAAUAAGUUCUUAAAAAACAACCAGGAACAUAAAUGAAUUAAUCAGCCGGUCGUCAGCUGUUGCAGUUAGCUCGACGCGAAGAAAGUGUUUACACAUACCUAUAUCUCAAUCUAUCGCGUCGAUAGUAUUUUCAGACUUUCUUUAAUUGAACAAGAAAGGCUUUCUUCAAAAUUGGGAAUUUUCAGUUCAUUGUCUUUAAGAUCCUACGUUCUUUCAAAUAAGAUCUUAAAAACUAGGGCACAAAUUAUCUCGGAAGAAAAGCGUUUCAGUGCCUGAAGCCAAACAGUGUAGUUAAAAAAAAAAAAAAAAAAAAUUUUUCCAAACCAAAUUUGUCAUAAAUCUUUCAACUCAUGAAAUGAGUUUGAUUAACUUAUCCAUGAGGCUUGAUCAAUUCAAACAUAACCAGCUCUUUGUGAUUGACAGAGAGACUUCAUUCAUCUGCGAAAUUAUGUUAUUUUUACCAAAAAAGCAUCCAGCAUCUUGUACUCCAUUUAAACUUGUGUCCACGAGGUACAACUUGUCAUCUCAUUUUGGUAAAUUUUAAAGGCGUAUCCCGCUGUUUGAAGCUACGACAACGCUUUAGCAGAGACGAGAUACUUAAUCAGGAGUAUCGUUUGGACUCAUUUUCAAUCAGUUUUCAUCAGUUUUCUGUAUGGGAUGCUGUUUGAGUUUUGUUAAGCUGCUAUCAGAUGUUCUUAGGCUUUUUUCGCGAAAGACGUGCGGCAGCCAGCGAGCUGAAAUAACCUCAUGUUCCUUAAAAAGAUCGCUCUUCUUUAGCGAGCAUCUUUGGAACAGGGUGAAUUAUCUAAACCACUGUCGCAUUAAAGCAGCAUUCCCCUUAGAUAUUUGGGAACUUGUUAAAUAUCUGUACAUGUACAUAGGUUAAACGCUGCUGAAAAUGUCACGAUAUCGCAGCUUUUCCAGAUCUUUAGUGUUUGGUUGGAAGCAUAUAUGGUUGUUUUUGAACACUACUAAAUAAAGACGGCUUUUUUAAGAGUUAAUUGUUCAGGUGAAAAAAAAAGCUCCAUACUGAAAUAUAAUUUUAAACCACCAAUAAUGGGAUUAUCUCUCGUCAAAACACCGCCCUAUGAAAUUUAACAUUGAAUUACAAAUAAAUUACAUUACAAUGUCAAGGUCUUAUUUGGUCUUAAUUUGAAAAUAAACCUUUAUUUGCAUUGUUUUUUGGAUUAGUUAUUUCAAAUUCCCUUCAGAAUUUCUGUCGACAGCCCGUCUGCCCGAUUAAUCCGGCUUUUGUUUGAAUCAAAUAAUGGACAUAUUUCCUAGUAGUUUCAACAAAGAAUCAAUAAAUUAAAGUGUUUAUGUAAAAAUAAAAUAUAAAUGUCUAGUGGCUGAACGCGAAAUGGUCGCGGAUGCUUAUUUACUGUCAAGAAUUUGACCAUAAGUACAUCUUGAAAAAAUUUGAUCUCAGUUGUAUCUUUCAUGAUAACUAAAACCUUUGGCAGUCAUAUCAAAUAACCGCAAGUGAAAAUAGCUGUUGUUAUGACCAGUAGCUUGUGUAAAGCAGUACGAUAGAGUACCCUUAGAUCGCCGGGAGAGGGUUCCCAAUAUUUCGCGGUCCGUUUUGAAAGCAAGUUUCAGUUGUAGGGUGAGUAGUGUUACCGCAAGUGAAGGAUUACUUAGUAUUAGGUGUGGCUAACCCCUCCUGUCAGGGUCGUGUUUUAUAGCACUGGAAUUACGUACGAAGUGGAUAAUGGCCUUUUUUGGAAAGUAGUGACUCGGAACAGUUUGAACAAAAGAUCGCGAAAGUGUUGAUUAAGUACACUGAGAAGUUCUCAAAUAAGUAAGGAAAAGUCGUCCAUUUUGUGGAAGAAGAAGAAGGACGUUAAAAUUUCAAAACAAUUUUAGAAGGAAAAAAACCCAUAGCACUUAGGGCUUGUUUUGGUCCAAGUUUGUAGACAAACCAUCUUACCGUCGAACAGAUGUCAAAAUGCUACCACAUAGUUGAAAUUGCAGUUGCAUACUGGAAGAUUAAACGAAUCGCUGCCCGUGAUGCAGCACAUUUUAGUUUGGGUUCUUAUAUUUUUUUGUCUCCAACUCGUCCACCCGUGUUGCAAUCUUUAACGCAAGAUGAUGUUUGUUGGAAUACGAUGAAUUUCAUUUCGUUACACACUCGUGACUGUUAUUUCUACUUUUUUCAUUUAACUUCUAAUAUAUUAUGUUUAGUUUGAAUCGUAUGUUUAUGCGGAGAUUCAGUUCACGAAAUAAAAUUAUGCAACUAAUACGAAAUCCUUUUGUUAUCUUAAGGAAACGGUGAGGUGGAUUUUGAAGAAUUCUUGUUAAUGAUGAAGAAACAGAUGCAAGCGAGAGACACUGAGAGCGAAAUAAGAGAGGCAUUCAGAGUGUUUGACAAAAAUGGAGACGGAAUGAUUAGGUAUUUUCAACCUUUGACACUUAGUUAGGUUUCAAAAAUAAAAUUCUACGCAGUUCAUUUUACAAUUCUUUUGAAGUCAAGAACGUCUGACAAUUAAGUAAAAAGAUAUCUUGAUUUAUAUAAGACACGGUCAGUCAAUACUUUCUAAUUUACAUUUAGUGGUAAGUAGCCCUUUAAAAAGUUGCUAUAAAUAAUACCGUCAGGUGUUAAGGGCCGGGAUAAUCGGAAUUAAGCAAUGUUCCAAAAGCCUCCACAGAAUGGCUUAUUCACCUAUGUUCUAGGUAAUUCUAUCAGUUCCAGACCUCGCCUCAUUCCAACAAUGAGUCAGUAACAAUGGAAAAAAUAUACAAUACCUGCUUUAUUUCCCUGUUUUAAUUUCCUAAUGUACAAGAAUGGGCCCCAUGUUGUUUAGUAUUUAUAUAUAUUUACUUACUUAUUUCUUGACUGAUUGUUCCGACAGUCAUUCAGAACUUCGUAAUGUGAUGACGAGCCUCGGAGAAAAGUUAACAGAGGAAGAAGUCAGUGAAAUGAUGAAAGAAGCGGAUCUGAAUGGAGACGGAUACAUCAAUUUUGAGGGUAUAACUAAUAAACUGUUUGUGGACAGUUUGCUCUUUGAUAUCUUGACAGCUUCAGACAAUAAAUGUAUCUAGUAAAUUAAAAAAUGAUAUUGUUCGGGAGAUAUAUGAUCGAGAAAAGUAAAGAAGAAAUAUCAUAUCAUAUUGCACAUGUCUCAAAAUCUAAAGCGGGAAAGAAAAUGUGGCCCGGUAGUUACCGUCUGGUUUUAAAAAGCCUGAGUUCGAGUUUCCGGCCGGGUAUGGGUAACUGUGUUGGCGUUCUCGGCUAAGACACCCAUGAUAAUAAAUGGCUACCAGUAAAAAAAAGGUGGAAUAACAUCCUGUAAAGUAAAAGCGGCAACACUCCUCGUCGUUUCAUGUUACAGAAACUGAGAUAAACUCUCUUUAUAAGACCACUUAACCCUUUUAACAAAAUCCCUCCUAUAACGAGAUGCCCAAACUAAGAUGAUCUAUUCGUUUUUUUAAUUUACAUUAUAUUGAGAUAAUCAUUUCUUUCCUCAGAGUUUGUGAUCAUGGUGACAAACAUUGAAAAGAAUCCAGAGGCUCCCCCUCAAUAUUUGUUGGCUACUAAGUAGUUUAUGAAUCGAUCAGACAUGAUUGGAAAGUUUCUUCAUCUACCACUGAAGAGUUAUUUAUUGUCCAUAAAGAAAGACGCAGGAGUGAAGUACAAAUUAGAAGAAAGUGUAUAUGGCUUGUAAAUAUAUAUGUAAAUAUGUAAAUAUAACAGUAUUGUGGGCACUUAGGCCUUUUUACAUGACAUUUCAGUUCAGCGUUGAUUCUCAGCAAAGUUCAGUAUGCAAUCAUCUUUACGUUCAAACAUAAGUCUUAGCGGUUUAUUUGGCGUACCCGCCGUCAUUCUAAGAUUACGGACUGUAAAAGCUUUUAAAAUUUUACUCUCUCCACAAUCAAUUAAUAUUGACCUGUAUGCUGUUCACUGCCUUUGUUGUACGUUAUCUCAUGACUGACUGACUUACUGACUGACCGGUCAAAUAAUCUGUUAACGUAACGGUCAUUUUUUCCGUACAUCAUUUCAUGAUCGACAUACUGAAGUCCUGCUUUAUACACUUGUUGUACUGAAACACUUUUGUAUCACUUGAUGGUUAAUAUCAGCAUUAAAUUUACGUCAAACAG
Molecule: messenger RNA, 16076 nt
Organism: Pocillopora meandrina
Lineage: Eukaryota; Metazoa; Cnidaria; Anthozoa; Scleractinia; Pocilloporidae
Source: the annotation of a GenBank genome assembly